AUGGCAAAUAGUGGUGUUCCCCUCCAAGUUCCAUUGCUCACUAAGAGCAACUAUGACAAUUGGAGUCUUAGGAUGAUGGCUAUCUUAGGAGCACAUGAUGUGUGGGAGAUAGUUGAGAAAGGCUUCAAUGAACCGGAGAAGGAUGGUGGUCUAUCUCAAACUCAAAAAGAUGGUUUGAGAGAUUCAAGGAAGAGAGACAAGAAGGCUCUCUGUCUAAUCUAUCAAGGAUUAGAUGAAGAUACAUUUGAGAAGGUUGCUGGUGCAAGGACGUCCAAAGAAGCAUGGGAGAAGCUUCAGACAUCUUACAAGGGAGCGGAACAAGUUAAGAAGGUACGACUUCAAACUCUAAGAGAAGAAUCUGAAGCAUUACAAAUGAAGGAAGGAGAAUUCAUCUCAGAUUACUUCUCAAGAGUCUUGACGGUUACUAAUAACCUAAAAAGAAAUGGUGAGAAGUUAGAUGAGGUGAGAAUCAUGGAGAAAGUUCUUAGAUCAUUGGAUUCGAAAUUCGAGCACAUUGUUACAGUGAUUGAAGAGACAAAAGACUUGGAGACUUGA
Brassica napus (rape) is the source of this 555-nucleotide messenger RNA. RefSeq lists its product as uncharacterized. Bases 1 to 555 code for a protein of 184 amino acids. The record is from RefSeq and is a predicted model, not a curated record. Lineage: Eukaryota; Viridiplantae; Streptophyta; Magnoliopsida; Brassicales; Brassicaceae. The transcript has a single exon.